GUGCGGUGUCAGAUCCACCGUAAUAUCAAAACAAACCAAGAAGAGACUGUUUGCGAGCUGAAAAUCUGUUUUCCUGUGAUCGCUUGGACUCAUAUUCGUGUUGACAUGGACGAAACACUCUUCCAGCUGAAGUUUUCUGUCAAGCAGCUUGAGAGAGCGGCCAAGAGGUCAGAGAAGGAUUCUGAAAAGGAGCAAGCCAAGGUCAAAAAGGCUUUGCAACAGAAAAAUGUGGAAGUUGCCAGAGUUUAUGCAGAAAACGCUAUCCGGAAAAAAAAUGAAGGUAUUAAUUUGCUGCGCAUGGCGUCUCGAGUCGACGCGGUGUCCUCUAAAAUCCAGACUGCUGUCUGCAUGAAAGGUGUGACCAAAAACAUGGGUCAGGUGACCAAAGCUCUUGACAAAGCUCUGGGCACCAUGGAUCUCCAAAAGGUCUCUGCUAUCAUGGAUAAAUUUGAAAGCCAAGUCCAGAACCUCGACGUCCACACCUCAGUGAUGGAGGAUUCCAUGAGUUCGGCAAUGACACUGACCACGCCUCAGGAGCAGGUGGAUGACUUGAUCCACCAAAUAGCAGAGGAGAACGGGCUGGAGGUGAUGGACCAGCUCAGCCAGCUGCCUGCAGGAGCCACCUCAGUGGGCGCAGAGAGCUCUCGGAGCCAGGAGAGGGAGGACCAGCUGUCUCGACGGUUGGCUCAAUUGCGGAACUGAGGCUCCUCGAGGAGAGGCGACGGCGCUUACAGCUGUGAGGAAGCAGACGAGUUUAAUGACGGCGACAGGAGCUGUGUGUGUUUCUAUUGAACUGUUCCUACCAGGAGGACUUAAUGAGCCUAUCGAUUACCAUCCCCCUGCUCUAUAAAUACACAACACACACAAACACACACACCUGCUAGAAAUAACCAUCUGAGAAGGCAUGAAUCUCUCUCUGGUUCACCUUCCCAUUUCGAUCCAUCUAUUCCUGUUUCUAUCUCCACCUCUAAUUCCCCACUGAGUCUCAUUUUACCUUUUAUGUCUCCUUUUCUCCUUCCCUUUUCCUCCCUCUUUCUCCAUUAACGCUACCGCCUCCUCCUCCUGUGACUUCAUUCACCGGUUCUCAGAUCACACACUUUUGGAUGUAUGUUCUUAAAAAAAAAAAACACACACACACACACACACACAUUUUACAAACUGUAUAAUUUACAAUGAAGAAACUGAAAAAGUUUUAAUAAGCAGUUAGAAUGAUUAUAAGGGAGUUGGGCGUCCCUGGCUCUCACAAGGUGCAGGGUGGGUAAAGAUGUAUCUACAUGUUGUUUUUAAGUUGUUUUUUGGGGUGUGCUCUGUCAGUUAGAGAUGGACUAAUCUGUUGGGGAAAAUGGAACAUAGAUUUGACUGGAAGAAAUCAGUUUUUGCACUUUUGUGUUUGGUAAAUUUUAAGUUUUAAACAGACAUGUUCAUUCAGGCAACAACAGCUUCAUGAUGUUAUUAUAACAUUGUACACAACAAAGGACAGUCCUCAAAUCUUUUGUUUCUGAUUGACAAAAUUAAUAUUUUUUGUGUUCUACUUUCUUUUUAUUUAGAUUUGUUGAUUUUUUUUUCCUCAUUACUGUAUUCACACGUUUUGCUUUGAACGCCUUAUUUGAGUUGCAGCUGCUUGCAUAUGUGCUCCCCCCGUCAGUGCCUGAAUAGGACAGUAGUUUUAAAAAGCAAACAGCAGCAAACAAACUCAUCAGACAGUCGUCCAAAUGAGGAAUUUUCCGUUCCUCUUCCUGCCAGACAAGCCUGAAAGGUUUUUGUCGUGGUCUAAGCCAACAUCACUUCAGGUCUGGCUGUGAUGAGUGUGAGCUCCGGUUGCCAUCGCUGUCACAGGGGGACAUUUAUUAUCUCUUUAAAUCUGCAGAGUGAAGUUGCCUGAUCUCUUGAAGCUGUCCCCCAGCAACACUAAAACCUUACUCAGAUAUUUUUGGAAGCCUCUUGUUCUCAGAAUAAAGUAAUCACCCUCACCUUUCUUUUUCCCUCAUCUCCAAACAGGAGAAGACAUCAAUUAAGAGCAGGGAUGUACAUGCUGGAUCUUUUAUUCAUUUGACAAAAAUCAGCUCCUAUAAAUGACUCCACAUAAAUGAGAGAAAAAGAGAACCAGUGAAAAAUCACCAGUGAAAUCAAACUGGUUUUGAUGCUUCUGUCAGUGAGCAGUCAAUGUAGAUGUCACUGUGUUUACAUGAGCAUGAACAACCUGUUUAUAAUCAGGUUAUAAGAGUAUCCUGUUUAUGUGUUUGAGCACGUAAACACUAUAUUCCCUUUAUGAGAAACCUGAAUAUGGAGCUGGAGUAUUGCUAGAGUACCCUGAAAGAAACCAGGACGUGAGUAACCUGAUUUCUCUGUGCUCAUGUAAUCACCAUAUCCCGUAUAUGAUUAUAACCUGGAUGAUCCUUAUAAACAGGUUUUUCAUGUGCGUGUAACUCUCUGAGAGGGCAGGCUGGCCAAAGCUGGACCUCAGCCUGUGACAGAGCAGCUUCACCCUCCGACGUUUUCAUUUUUUUGUCCAUUUUAAUACAGGGAGGGUUUGUUUUUCCUCCAAGUUCAGCAGACUUUGCAGCACUUUUGUUUUCUAUAUUUAUCUUGGGAAAAUAAAAUUGUACCCUCUGAAA
Plectropomus leopardus (leopard coralgrouper) is the source of this 2615-nucleotide messenger RNA. RefSeq names its product charged multivesicular body protein 1A (gene chmp1a). The record is from RefSeq and is a predicted model, not a curated record. Lineage: Eukaryota; Metazoa; Chordata; Actinopteri; Perciformes; Serranidae. Gene Ontology annotation, biological process: vacuolar transport.